Messenger RNA from Fusarium pseudograminearum CS3096, 306 nucleotides. RefSeq lists its product as uncharacterized. Lineage: Eukaryota; Fungi; Ascomycota; Sordariomycetes; Hypocreales; Nectriaceae. The record is from RefSeq and is a predicted model, not a curated record. The transcript is spliced from 2 exons. Bases 1 to 306 code for a protein of 101 amino acids.
AUGCCUCUAGUGACUGAAGCAUGGGAGCGUGUACAAGUUGCAAGACUGUGCAACGACUGGUACUGUGGCAUUCUCACCACAAGCCAUUGGAAGAGCCAGGCCAGGCCGUUGGCAGGCUGGUUAAUGAACGGUCAAGGUUUGAAGGACCAGUCAGGAGGCGACGGUAUUUGCUUUGCCUUCUGGAAUAGCCACGCCGCUUCGAUAGCAGGGUUCUUGUCGUUUACAGCCAAGACCAAGGAUCUGGGCAGAUCUUUCGAGGCCCAGCGGACACUAGAUCUGAUAUAUGCGCCCCUAUAUCGGGAAUGA